Molecule: messenger RNA, 577 nt
Organism: Limulus polyphemus (Atlantic horseshoe crab)
Lineage: Eukaryota; Metazoa; Arthropoda; Merostomata; Xiphosura; Limulidae
Product: pregnancy zone protein-like
Exons: 4
Coding region: 29-562 (177 amino acids)
Cellular component (GO): extracellular region
Source: RefSeq, a predicted model, not a curated record
GUAGGAUACUGUUAUUGCUUUACAAGCUAUGUCCAAGUUUGCUACAAUUAUUUACAAAGAUGAGUUGGAUUUGGAAGUAGGAGUUGAAAGUAGUGGAUUUGAAAAGAAGAUCAUGCUUACAAAAGAUAACAGUAUUUUGAUGCAGACUUUCCGUCUGCAAACUGUCCCCAGUCCAGUGGAUUUUGAGGCUACAGGAAGUGGUUGUGGUCUUGUACAAACAUCCCUUCGUUACAAUGUUAACACACCACCUCCAAGAAAAGGAUUUCAUCUGGAAGUUACUGUAAAGAGAGGCCUGUAUCGUGACUGUAUUAAUGCCCACAUUGCUACCUGUGUAAAGUAUGAUGGUAAAGGUGGUGUAUCUAACAUGGCCGUACUGGAGAUGAAGAUGGUUUCUGGAUGGAUACCUGAUGAAGAAAGCAUUAAAAAUAUUAUGGAUAGAGAAGAGCUAAAUCUGCGUCGUUAUGAGGUGGAUGGAAAUCAACUAAACUUGUACUUUUCAGAGGUAAAAUUGUGUUACAUUAGCACAAACAUUCUCUUGUUUAGUAUGUUAAGUAUUUAUUAAUACAAGGGGAAAAGC